Lepisosteus oculatus (spotted gar) is the source of this 4153-nucleotide messenger RNA. RefSeq names its product MLLT11 transcription factor 7 cofactor (gene mllt11). Gene Ontology annotation, cellular component: nucleoplasm; cytosol. The record is from RefSeq and is a predicted model, not a curated record. Gene Ontology annotation, biological process: positive regulation of mitochondrial depolarization; apoptotic signaling pathway; positive regulation of release of cytochrome c from mitochondria. NCBI's taxonomy places the organism in Eukaryota, Metazoa, Chordata, Actinopteri, Semionotiformes, Lepisosteidae.
GGACCAGUGUCCUCGUACCUCCUGCGCGCUGGACUGGCGCAGGAGACGCCAGGAGGUGGACCGGCCACCGGACCGGGACACGCACCGCCCCCGGAGCCCACCGGCCAGCGGAAACGGCGGAACCCGGGACCGAAGGACGGGCACCUCAACCCUCUGUCGCUGGGCAGUGGGCUGAGGGCGGACAGGGCAGGACAGGCCGAUGGCAGCCUGAGAAAGGUUACAGAGGAGGAACGAAAAUCAAAUCCCAUCAGACAGCGGGGCUUUACGAGCGCAUUACAGAGGGAUCCAGAUUCCCACGGGAUACGGAACUGGAUACGACAGCGGCGCAGCGGGACCACCAAUAUCCCCACGCCACGCGGAAAACCCGAGAGUGGACUUUCCCCGGCGCCACCGUCGAUACCUGCGGAUCUCAUGGCGGCCGAGCUUCAGAUCCCAAGAGUCGACAGCCCCCCAGAAUUCAACAAGACACAGCUGCAGUAUCCCCCACCCAGCCCCGAACGAGGACGAGACGCGCCGCCGCCCUGAUUAUAACGUUGAAAAUGCUGGACACCCUGAACAGCCAAUACGAUUCCUUCCUCUUCUGGAGGCAGCCAAUCCCGGAGCUGGACCUGUCGGAGCUGGAGGGCCUGGGAUUGGUCGACGGGGUGUCCAUCAAGGGCAGCCAGGGCGGGAAGAAGCAGAAGAGCUCCCAGAAUUCCCGGCAGUGGGAGGAGGAAGAGGACGAGGGGCUGUCCAAGUACAACACUUUCAACUACUGGAGGGAGCCCAUCAUCGCCAGCAUCGACACUCUGGACUUUGACCUGCUGUGAUGGCCGUCUCCCCAGACACUGCACACUGUCCACCUGUAGCUUAAAGCACCUUCCUGAAGUUUUUGGCCUGCUCUUCCAGGAGUCGGCAACCUUGGUGCUUCCAUUCCAUUCUGAGUCCUGCAUGAUCUGUGAUCAAUAGUCAAUGAAGCAGUUAAAAGUUGUGGUUGGAUCAAAGCUCUGGAAUGGGACAGCCAAGGUUGCAUAACGUUAGUGAAACAACCGAAUGCUCAUGAAGUCGUUUGAGUAGGAAGUCCUUUGGAAUUCAGCCGGUAGAAUACAAGGAAAUGUAGGGAAUCCCAGAUACAAGGGCUGCACAUCCCUGUAGGAUUGCCUGUCCGUGUCCUAUGGGGAGUGUCGACAGGUUUUCCAGGGAUUUUUAAAGCAGCAGCCCAUUCAGCCUGGAGAGAAGCUGCUAAAUUGGUCUUGACCGCAGCCCUCCAGAACCAGGACUGAGCACUGUUCCUAUACGAGAUGUGAAGAGUCAGUGUUUGGAGUUGAACAUUGCAGUGAGUGCAGAAUCUGUCGGAGUCGAAGUGCGAGAGACGCGUUUUAGCAAGCCAAAAACCUCGGCAAGGGCUGUGUUAAACUAUAGGUGGAUGGUGUUUUGAUUUCAACUUGGAGCCACAGAAACAACAGCCAUUUAAUUUAUUUCAAUGUUUGUUUAUUUAAUGUUUCAAGUAUUUGUUUAAUAAUGCUGCUUUAGUCUGCUCUUAGCAGGCCUAUAACUGAAAUGAAUGCAUUCACGGCUCUUGAGCCUGAUUGGCUAUUGCUGCUGGACAUCAGCCAAUCAGGUUCCAAGACUGGAAUAAGUCUGCUGGGUCAGGUUUGAGGUGAACUUUCACAAUGCUGUAUCUCUAAUUUCAAUUAGAAAAGAGAAAAAUGAGGUUUGAAAUUCAUGAUUACUGCUCUGGAAUGUUUUGGGCUUCCUCGAAUUAUGGAAUUAUGAAUUAUGGCACAAUUUGAUUUAAGCAGGAGGCCUUUAAUUGGAAGAUCGUAUAACCAGAUUGUAAAAGAUGAAAACCAUUUUUAGUGUCAGAUGACGAGAGGGCUGUUAACUAAGGGUUUUCCCCUGCCAUAUUAAAAAAAAAAGUAUUUUGAUUGUGCCAUAUAAGAAAAGAACAACUUGGUGGGUGUUUUCUUAGUUGGAGCUAAAUGUGUUCAAAGCUGUCCUAUCCAUGGCUUGGGAACUAUUUUAUGCAAAAUAAUUAAAAGCUACUGUGUGAAAAAGAUGAAGUCAAAAUGUUGUAAAACUUGAGUACUUAUAUAAAGAGGAAGGGAUCAUUUGAAUGCAGUGCUAGUUUAAAGGAAAGGUACUGUAUUUAGAUUCUAAAUUUGAAAAGGGGGGACAAAGUGGGGUACAUUUGCUUAAAAUCCUUUGUAAACAGAGGCUUGCCUUUAACUAUCUCUUUAAAAUGGGCACUGAAGUCAGCCUUGCCCUUGUUUCAUGUUCAGCGUUGAACGGGGACACUGCACACGUUUGCACACAUGUAUGCAGUGUCUGUUAGGGUGUGGUAGACUGACGCUGGAGCUGAUGCUACCUUGUGGGCUAAUUCUGUCAGAUCUCCAGCCAGUUACUGCUGGACGGGCGGACUGUGGGAAACCAGCUGGCCGCAGUAGGUCACGCUGGUGGACCAGGGGGUAGGCCAGUGGGCCAGUAGCAGCCCUGUGGAGAGGGAACAUAAGCUGUUUUUCUCCUGGCUACAGUACCCUAUAGCCAGAGGGAGCCAUAGUGCGCAGGAGGAAGGGGACUUUCCCCAUUGGUGACAGGACUGGGGAUGAUCUAUCUGGUGCCCAUUCCAGAAGGAAUGCCCUGGCUGAUCCCAUGAUCGGUUUAAGUCUGCGUGAUCAACUGUAUCCGUCACCCCAACCUGUGUGUAUUUAUAGAAGGCUGUCAGAUUAUAGUGUUUGAGUGGCAACGAGCAAGUACACAGCUGUAAGCUGGCCCAGUACUUCCAGUAGGAUGCGUGUUGUUGCAGCUAAGCUCCCCAUUCGUUAAUUAAAUAAUUACUUACUGGGUUGUUUUUUAUUCUAUUUUAAACGUUGAACAACCCGAAACAAGCGGAGGCAGUUCCGUUUAAUAACGGGAACCUCAUGGUCGGCACCCCUGAGCUGAACGAGUCUGGUUGGACUGUGGCCAGGAGGCGAGACCGGUACCAGAGUUGCUCUGAGCUGCCAGAGCGGACCAGCACCGCGGUUUCCCCAGCACCGCUCCAUGCGCCCCCAGCGGCUGCUGGUUUGUGCUCCAGCUGAGCUCUUGGCUAUUCAGUUAGACCCCACAAUUAAAUCAUUUACUCUCUAGGUUUUCUAUUCGGGCCUGUUUUCAGUGCCGGCACGGUCUUAAGAUUCUGAUUUGCUCGUGGCGAAGGGCAGGCAACGUGGCGGCUUCGCCCACUUCCUCACCAGUCACCAGGCCAGGGCCAAUUAACGAGAUCGCUGGUUUAAUUAAGGGUCCGGCAAAGCUACCAAGCCCCGACGUCCUUCCAGGGACCAGAACCACAAACACCUCCUGGCUUUUGUUCCAAUUGAGCCUUUCUAGUAGAUCUAAUAAUAGGAACAAGUACCAUGUUUAUUCCCUGCUGAAAAGAGAAGAAUGAAAACGUUUCGGCCGUGGAGCCUUCUUCAGUGCGAGGUCUUCUUUCUUCAGCAUGGAAUAGACCUACAGUAAUCCUUGUUCCUUUGCAGCCUACGCCUGCUGACGCAGCUCCCCAGCUGAUCUAAUACCAGGUUUCAUUCGAAUGCUUCAACCGAUUUCGGUCACUAACGGGUGGGAGGUCACCUUGAAUGUUUUUUAAGCACCUCGAUAUCUCCAGCCCUGGAAUGGGAGGGGAAGACAAAUCUCUCGAGAGAUUCUUAGCCAGGGGGCCCUGUUGGUUCGGUUCAAGGAGGGGUUGAAGCAAAGAGCUCAGCUGCAAUGAAAACCAGGAGUGUGGGGGAGCCCCCCCCCAGGCCUGGGAAGGCUUGUUUUUAUGGUGAAUCACACUUGUGGCGUUCAUGCGCCUGAUUUUCCAACUCUCUUAAGGUACCAGGGGCCUUGAAGAGCUGAGAAGCUGUAAAUUGGCCCCUUUAAGCCAGUAUUAGUGGUUUUUAUUAAGAGUGCAGGUGCAAAGAAAACCUGUGGGCAUAACAGCCUUCUUGAUGAAUGUCCAGAAUACAAAUGACAACAGUAAUCCGCAUCAGCACUGUUGAAGAUGCUCAUUCUGGAAAGCCUAAACACAAAAUGUCAAGUCUUUGAGGGCUACAGACCCAGUAUUGGCAGAAUAAUCACUGUUCAGUAUUGCAGUUUCAUUUUGUUCCACCUGCAUGAAAUGUUCUGCUUUAAUAAAAAUCGCCAUGUUAUCACUGCG